Messenger RNA from Symbiodinium sp. CCMP2456, 2484 nucleotides. The record is from the annotation of a GenBank genome assembly. NCBI's taxonomy places the organism in Eukaryota, Dinophyceae, Suessiales, Symbiodiniaceae.
AUGCUGCUGUUGCCCUUCUUUGCCUUGGGCCUCGCGGCUUGCGGUGGGCCUUCGUGGUGGAAGACAGGAAGGCCUCGCACAGUGCAUCGCAGUGUGGCAGAGGUGGAGCUCUUGUCCCACCUUGCGGUGCUCCUGAUGCCGGAGGAGCCCAUCGGGGAGCUCUUCCGGGACUUUCCGACAGAGCCUUCAGAGACUUGGGGCUCGCGCUGGCUGUGCCCGGAUCUGUCUGCUUAUGGCGUGUUGAGAAAGGAGGGUGCUGCUCUGUUUGUAGAGUAUGAUGGGCACUGGCGGCACUAUGACGAACACGGUUGCCAAGCCGAUGCACGAAAGACACAAGCUCUGCUGAAGUACGGACCCGAGGGUUCACAAGUGCUGCGACUUUGCCACUCCGCUCGUGAGUUUAGGAGCCGGGGUGGCCGUUCGGAUGUGUUGGUGGAUGCCUGGCGAGCGGGCCACAAAGCAUCGCUAUUGAAAGCUGUUGUCCAAACAGUGCGGGGACUGGUGAGCGAGCUGAAAGAUGGAUUGCUUCCGGAAGUUUGCGAGCGACUGCGACUCUUCGAAGCCGCCGAAGGAAGCCAUGCCUUUUUUCAGUCGAGCGAGUUUGUGCGCAAGGCCGUCCUCACAACCGACCAAGAAGCGAAGCGUGCAGAAAUGCAGGCAUUUCUUCGAGCAGAGCUACCUGCUCUGGAUGCGGAGGUUCUUGGUCGCAAAUAUCCGAGAAUUUGGGGCUGCAGCAUCGAGACCAGAAUGAAGCCCACAUUGGGAUGGCUUGAAGAUGUGGGACUGAACCAAGCGCAAGUGGCUAAAGUCAUAGCUGCCACGCCUCAAGUUUUGGGCCUCAGCAUCGAGGCGAAUCUGAAACCUACCGCGAAUCUGAAACCUACCGUGGCGUGGCUUGAAGAUGUGGGACUGAGCCAAGUGCAAGUGGCUAAAGUCAUAGCUGCCGCGCCUCAAGUUUUGGGCUACAGCAUCGAGGCGAAUCUGAGACCUACCGUGGCGUGGCUUGAAGAUGUGGGACUGAACCAAGCGCAAGUGGCUAAAGUCAUAGUUGCCGCGCCUCAAGUUUUGGGCCUCAGCAUCGAGGCGAAUCUGAGACCUACCGUGGCGUGGCUUGAAGAUGUGGGCCUGAACCGCGCGCAAGUGGCUAAAGUCAUAGUGGCCGCGCCUCAAGUUUUGGGCCUCAGCAUCGAGGCGAAUCUCAAACCUACGGUGGCGUGGCUUGAAGAUGUGGGCCUGAGCCAACCGCAAGUGGCUAAAGUCAUAGCUGCCAUGCCUUCAGUUUUGGGCUACAGCAUCGAGGCGAAUCUGAGACCUACCGUGGCGUGGCUUGAAGAUGUGGGACUGAACCGCGCGCAAGUGGCUAAAGUCAUAGCUGCCAAGCCUCCAGUUUUGGGCCUCAGCAUCGAGGCGAAUCUGAAAGUUACUGUGGCGUGGCUUGAAGAUGUGGGACUGAACCAACCGCAAGCGAAUCUGAGACCUACCGUGGCGUGGCUUGAAGAUGUGGGCCUGAGCCAAGUGCAAGUGGCUAAAGUCAUAGCUGCUACGCCUCAAGUUUUGGGCCUCAGCAUCGAGGCGAAUCUGAAACCUACGGGGGCGUGGCUCAAAGAUGUGGGCCUGAGUCAACCGCAAGUGGCUAAAGUCAUUGCAGCGUUUCCCGCGCUCCUAGGCAACAGCGUCCAGGGCAACUUGUGGCCCAAGCAGCGGUUUCUGCAAGAUUCCUUCUCAUCUAGCGAGGUCUGUGACAUGAUUGUAUACCACCCUCCGCUGCUCGCCUACAGCUUCGCUCGUUUGCGUCAUCGGCUGCAUGUUCUACAAAGGAAUGGCUGCUCCAGGAAACUUGCCAAAGUCAUGUCAUUGACGGACUCCAGCUUUGAGCUGCGGAGUCGGAAUGAUUGGGGCAAAGGCAAAGCCAUUGCACCGGCCAUGAUCACGACGGAGAAUGCUCCCGUCUGCCCGCCGGAGCAGCGGGAGUUGCCGGGGCCGCGAAGCGGCUUCGGAGCCGGGCUCAACCGUCACGAGGAGAACCACGACCAGCGCUUCUUCAGCACCACCAGCGAAGAGUUCUACGGCCAGGGCAGCCGCAAGAAGGAGAAGGUGGAUGCAGCAGCAGUGGCACAUUCUGCGGGGCUGGGAACGGAGCACGAAGAGGGCCGAGUGAGAGGCAUGAAAGUCGGUGUCCUCUGCGGUGAGGCCUACAACGACGCCAACAAUCCAGCCUCCAACACCCGGACUCAGCGUUCCUGGUUGUACCAGCAUGACCCAUCGCUGAAGAAUCUCCACCACGGCGGUCGCAAGAAUGACCUCCCUGGUAAAGACAACGAGCUGUCCAUCCCCAUCGGACAGGGCGCGAUGGCAAAAGUCCGGGCAGACCUCAAGGCACGGCAAGGUCGCUUAUAUAGAGUAGCCACCCUCGUCACGAAGGGCAACCAUCACAGGCCUGGCGUUUCGAUCUUCCAAGACGACAUUCUUGGGGUCACCUGCUGA